UCGAGUCGGAUGCAGAUGGCCUGCUUUGGGGAUUUAACUCGGAGGUGUCUGUAUCCCAACUGGUGGCUGCCGGCUGUGUGCUGUCUCUCUGGGGUCACUGUUCACCCCCUUUAAGUGUUUCCCCCCAGUUUCCAUAAGAACCCCCAGGGCUCCCAGGUGCUGGGCAGUGGCUGAGCGUAGCAGCUGCAGGUGUCCUGGCUCUGCGCCAAUAUCCCUGAGUGCCUGCCGUGGGCCAUGCCAUGGACAUUAGGGUCUGGGGGGAGGGAGGGACCUGCUAAUGUGUGCCCGGCCCCGCCCUGGCUCUGCUGCCAUUCUCGUGGGAGAGGUAGACACUGAGGAGCUAACACACCUAGACAGGCUCACCUCCGUGAUCCUACGGGUUCAAGUCCAGGCCACCCCGAUAAAGUCCACACGGCAGCACAGCGUGCCAUGCGACACCCUCACUGCUUUCCCGUGCAUGUGAAGUUACACUGACUGCACAUGGCAGUCAGCUGGGAGCGCAGGGGCGUUGUGUCCAAAAGGCACUGUAUAUACUUGAAUUAAACACGGCAGACAGGAGGUGAGCGCGUGCUACGGGGGAAAGGUGCCGACGACCUGCACUGCUGGGCUGCCACAGAUCUGUACUUGUUAAGGCACAGAAACAAGCCUGCAGAGUCUGUGAGGUGCGGGGAAGCAAGGCAUGUAUAUGGUGAGUGCCAUGGUGCAGAAGGGGCGUAGGGAGGGGCUGGACAGGAGCAGAGAGGAUGGAGGCAGGAGGAAGCCCCAUGGACAUCGGUGAGAGGAGAGUUCUAGCUGGUGGGGCUCCAGCCAGUGCAGAGGCCCUGAAGUGGGGCCAUAUCUAGGGUUUGAAAGCCAAGCGUGAGGCCCGUGUGAGAGAGGGGCGGAGGGCAGAGAUGCAACAGGCAGACGACAGGCAGGCGGUGACGGGCCUGGUGGGCCACUGGGGCAAUCUUGGGCAGCAGCAAAGGCCUUAGGAUGUAAACCCUGGAGUGGAUUGGAUACUCUUCCUGGCCCGGCUCUAUUUGAUGUCCUUUGGUGAGCCUCAGUUUCCAUAUCUGCAAAACAGACGUGAGAAGGCCCAUUCCACUGAAGCCAUAGGGAGUGACUCAGCAUUGGAACCCUGGGGUCCCCUCAAGGAGGUGGCGGCAUUGGUGGCGGCGGUCAGUACUGGGGGUGAGCUGCAUUUGUGGAGCGGAGUGGUGUUUGUGUAUCUUUUCCACUGCAGACAGUCACGUCAAAGGCUGUGGAGGUGGAUAAGGAGCCACUGCGGAGGGCGGGGGCCCACUCCGUGCUGCCUCCUGCCUCCCUGAGGCUGGGACAGAUUGGACAGAGAUGAGUGACCCGAAGCCCCUCGAGGAGACGUCACCUGCCCAAGGGCAUUUCUAGCAUAGCCAGCAUCAGACCAGGCCCGCUGGUGAGAACCCAAGUCUGCGCCCUCACGGUGCUCGGAGCCUCAGCGCCAUGUUUGGGAAGAAGAAGAAGCGGGUAGAAAUCUCAGCGCCAUCCAACUUCGAGCACCGCGUGCAUACGGGCUUUGACCAGCAUGAGCAGAAGUUCACGGGGCUGCCCCGCCAGUGGCAGAGCCUCAUCGAGGAGUCAGCUCGCCGGCCCAAGCCCCUCGUUGACCCUGCCUGUAUCACCUCCAUCCAGCCAGGGGUCCCCAAGACCAUCGUGCGGGGCAGCAAAGGUGCCAAGGACGGGGCCCUCACGCUGUUGCUCGGCGAGUUUGAGAACAUGUCGGUGACGCGCUCCAACUCCCUGCGGAGAGACAGCCCGCCGCCCGCCCGCGCCCGCCAGGAAAACGGGAUGUCCGCGGAGCAGGCCGCCGUGGUCAGAGGAGGCCCAGAGAAGGCCGGCGGCCACAACCGGGCCCCUGGCCACAGCGAGGGGGGCGGUGGCGGUGGUGACCGGCGGCGAGUCGGGCCGGAGAAGAGGCCCAAGUCCUCCAGGGAGGGCGCAGGAGGGCCCCAGGAGUCCUCCCGGGACAAACGCCCAGUCUCAGGGCCUGACGUCGGCACCGCCCAGCCUGCCGGUCUGGCCAGCGGGGCCAAAGUGGUGGCUGGCCGGCCCUUUAACACGUACCCGCGGGCUGACACGGACCACCCGUCCCGGGGCACGCAGGGGGAGCCUCACAACAUGACCCCCAAUGGGCCAUCCGCAGGGAGCCUGGCUGUCCCCCAGUCUUCCUCCUCCCGGCCCCCCACCCGAGCCCGCGGCCCCCCCAGCCCUGGAGUGCUGGGUCCCCACGCCUCUGAGCCCCAGUUGGCCCCUCCAGCCCGCAUCCUCACCGCCCCCACCGGCCCCCCUGCCCCUGGCCCUCCCGGCCCCCGCUCACCACAGCGGGAACCCCAGCGAGUGUCGCACGAGCAGUUCCGGGCGGCCCUGCAGCUGGUGGUGGACCCCGGUGACCCCCGCUCCUACCUGGACAACUUCAUCAAGAUCGGCGAGGGCUCCACCGGCAUCGUGUGCAUCGCCACCGUGCGCAGCUCGGGCAGGCUGGUGGCCGUCAAGAAGAUGGACCUGCGCAAGCAGCAGAGGCGCGAGCUGCUCUUCAACGAGGUGGUGAUCAUGAGGGACUACCAGCACGAGAAUGUGGUGGAGAUGUACAACAGCUACCUGGUGGGCGACGAGCUCUGGGUGGUGAUGGAGUUCCUGGAGGGAGGUGCCCUCACUGACAUCGUUACCCACACCAGGAUGAACGAGGAGCAGAUUGCCGCCGUGUGCCUGGCGGUGCUGCAGGCCCUGUCCGUGCUGCACGCCCAGGGCGUCAUCCACCGGGACAUCAAGAGCGACUCCAUCCUGCUUACCCACGAUGGCAGGGUGAAGCUGUCAGACUUUGGGUUCUGCGCCCAGGUGAGCAAGGAGGUGCCCCGGAGGAAGUCACUGGUCGGCACGCCCUACUGGAUGGCCCCAGAGCUCAUCUCCCGCCUCCCGUAUGGGCCAGAGGUGGACAUCUGGUCUCUGGGGGUGAUGGUGAUCGAGAUGGUGGAUGGGGAGCCCCCCUACUUCAAUGAGCCCCCUCUCAAAGCCAUGAAGAUGAUUCGGGACAACCUGCCACCCCGACUGAAGAACCUGCACAAGGUAUCGCCAUCCCUGAAGGGCUUCCUGGACCGCCUGCUGGUGCGCGACCCGGCGCAACGGGCCACGGCGGCUGAGCUGCUGAAGCACCCGUUCCUGGCCAAAGCAGGCCCGCCCGCCAGCAUCGUGCCCCUCAUGCGCCAGAACCGCACCAGAUGAGGCCCAGCGCCCAUCCUGAACCAAAGAGCCCCUGGGGUCACCCUCGCCCUGCCGGAGGCCAGUAGGAGGCCCCCGCCCCCACCACACUCCGUGUGGCACCACCCUCCCUGCUGGGGGCCUGCGGACCCUACUACUGAACUCCGGGCUUGACCUUGUGACUGAAACACAAGGACUCAUGGGAGCAAGUGAGGCUCCCGGGACCCCCACCCUCCGGAGAGGCCAGCCCCUGUGUUUUCUGUCUCCAGAAAGGGCAGGAGGUCCUCCCGUCACUGGAAAUCCGUGUGGGGCCACCCGGGGCCAAGAGAACACUACGAAAGAGAUUGUGUGCCUGUGUCCCCGCCUGUGUGUAUGUGUGUGUGCGUGAGCCUGUGCGUGAGCCCGCGCGGAAGAUCCAGCUCCCUUAUCCUCCCGUUUGCAAGUGGGUGUCUCUGCGACCUUACCUAAUGACAGCCCCCCUCCCCUGAGCCAUUGUGGGGGUCAAUCAUGAAUGUCUGAAGAGUGGCCUUUUCCCUUAGCCUGUACCCCCUUUCUGUGGCUGGAUGGGGACACAGGUGUUGGGGCUCCCCACCCACCCCCCAGCCUCUACAGAAAAUGACUACUGCACCUGGACAGCCUCCUCUUUUCUAGAAGUCUAUUUAUAUUGUCAUUUUGUAACACUCGAGCCUCUGUCCUCACUGGGGGACAGAUGGUCCCUGCCCGGCAGGGUGGCACCAGGGACAGAGCCACUGCUUGAAGAAUCAGGUUCCUGCCCCCUCGGUGUGGCCCCGCCCUCCCCUCCCUCAAGUUAGUUUUACAAUUAAAACAUUUUCUUGUUUUGUGUGUGUGCUGUGUGUAGAGGCCCCUGUCCCAACCAUCUGGGGGUGAGAAUUAGGGGCAAGAGGCCUAGGGUUGGGCAAGUGAGUCCUGACUUACUGCGGGACUCCAGCCUGCUUAGGGCUGGUGCCGAUGUGGGGGGUCCCUGGGGGAGUUCAGAUCCAGCCAGUCACACCUCACCUGUGGGCAGGAAGAGGCCGCCUCGGCUUGGAGAGAGCCAGCCCAGCAGCGCCCACGCGGCCCGACCACCAGUUGACCGCGGUGGGCUCCAGCGGCAGUGGCUUAUCUUGGGUGCAGUGCUUGGGGAGAAGCUGCCCUGGGGAGUGGAUAUUGAUGAAUUGGCAGUGUGGCACACUAGCCGGGGGGCUCUUCAGGGCCCAGCUGGAGAGGUGGUCCGCGCCCCCUGGCCUGGUGUGCAGCAGGAGGUGCGUGGGAGGCGCAGGGAUCUGGAUGGAGAUUCAGACUUGAGCCUGCCGGGUCGAGCAUCCGCCUGUACCUGAACCUCUGAGCGCAUUCGAGGCCUGGGUGAAUGCGCUCAGAUAAUACAUGCUAACGUCGGCUUAAGGAGAAAUGGAAAACCAGGGAGACCCAAAUGACCCCCCAACAAAAAGCUCUGAGCUUGACUUCCACAGACCGAAGGAUCGCGGGAUUCCUCCCUUGUACAGAUUGCUCAAGGUGAUAGGAAAAUGGAGCCACCGACUCUUUCGGAGCCCACGCCUCCAGGCCGGAUCAGCAGUGACAGCCAGCGCUCCACAGCGACUGGGCUGUUGGUGUUGCCUUCAGUCACCGUCACACCCCUUUGGGAGUGCCCCUCCCGCAGCUGCUGCCCUCACAGAAGGGCUUCCCCGGGGACCAAACCCUCAGGUUGUUUCAAACAAGAGACUUGAUCCCUGGCUUGGUUUCUGAGGCGGCAAGGUCGUAGGAGCCAGAGGCUGGGGACGCGGACAGAAGUGAUGACAGGAGGCAGCCUCUCCCCAGGGGCUGGUCAGUGGCAGUGGCACUGCUGCCUGAGUGCCCAAGUCCACCAGCUCUGCUGCGGGCUGGCAGAGGGGCUUCCUCCAGCCUCACCCAGGACGCCCCCUUGAUGGCCAACGCUGGCAGGACUUGAGGGUCGCAGCUGGCCA
Molecule: messenger RNA, 5174 nt
Organism: Talpa occidentalis (Iberian mole)
Lineage: Eukaryota; Metazoa; Chordata; Mammalia; Eulipotyphla; Talpidae
Gene: PAK4
Product: p21 (RAC1) activated kinase 4
Exons: 10
Coding region: 1462-3237 (591 amino acids)
Biological process (GO): protein phosphorylation; regulation of MAPK cascade; intracellular signal transduction
Cellular component (GO): cytoplasm
Molecular function (GO): ATP binding; protein serine/threonine kinase activity
Source: RefSeq, a predicted model, not a curated record